CUUGACCAGAUUGGUUGCUUAAAUGAAGCAGCUUUUUUUUCACUCUCUUUUUCAAGGAUCCAAAUUCGUGUCUAGUGAUCAAGCCUACAAAGUAACCCUGAUUAGUUACAGAUCUCGUGUUUCUCGAGCAACAGAUAUAUCUUUUUGGUUUUAUCUCAGUACAAGAACAGAACAAAUAAACAAAAGAUCAUGACUGUACUCAGUUAGCUCAACUCCCUCACCGCCCGUGAACUGCAAAUGCUUCCCAAAAUGGAAGGCUGCCAUUCUCCUGUUUUCUCAAGUGCCUUUUAGCACCGCCUUUGCUCUAGUCUGUGUUCUGCUUCCAAUCCUCAUGACCCUCCUCCCAUUUUACCUGCUUCUCCACCGGAUCAAGGCCCUCGUUACAAUGGCAAAGUCCGUAACCUCGGCGUCUCGAGGCAAAGAGGACAAGACGAUGCCUGACGAGUCAGAAGUUGCUGUGCCUCCUGUCCCAGAGUCGUGCCGAAGCUCAGACUUGAUGGAUGGAGGAUUGGAGGACAUCCAGGUUCCGGCUCUUAUGCCACAGAUCACCGAGAAGAUCCCGGGCCCAGUCACCGCUAGUACCAUUGUCAAACUGGCCGAGAAGCUUGAUCUGGGAGCACCGGCUCUGUUGGAUGGCGGAUCGGACAACCUUGGAAUCCCUACGUUGACUCCCAAGCGUAGUGCAACUAGUUUCCCGCGUGCAACCUGGGGCGCAAACAACUCUACGAUCGGCACCGAGGGACAAACGAAGGUCGUUCCCUGGAACGGUAAGAUCCGCUGGGCUAUUGAAGGUCCUAGUAUCUUCGAUGACGAGGAAGACGAGCUUGGAGCAUUCUACUUCCGUCCUAACCUACUAGCUCGGCACCCGUCUUCGGACAUCUGGAUGUUCCAGUAUGGUCUACGAUAUAUCCCCAGCAAGGACGAUGGAAACGUGUAUCGCACGGUCCGGAUCGAAAAUAUCCCACCAACAGUUACGUUGAAGGAUAUCUUGCCUGCCGUUAGCGCUGAGAUCUUCUUAGCUCGUCUCGCUAAUACUAUCCCCAUCACAGGAUCCCAGACUGCGCUUAUCACGUUUGUUUGGCAGUGCGAUGCUGUACGCUUCUCUCAGACCUCAAAGGCUGGCAUAAACUUUGGUCAUGAAGUGGCAAAGGUUGUUCCCGUCAACACACCAACGUACCCCAUUUCAGCCGAGUUGAAGCGACUGAUCUUCAAAGAGGGCUAUACGCGCUGUCUGUGCGUUGCAAAUCUGCGCGAGACCCUGAAGAGUGAGAUCCGCCGCGUCAUGGAAAAGUCUAGCUACUCCCAUGAUAUUGAGAAGAUUGAAGACGGCCUUGUGCUGGGAGAGACAUACAUUCGGUUCCAUUCGAUCAAAGUGUCCGCUGCGGCGUACGAGCUUCUCAAAAACCACCGGUGCUUUACACAGUGUGACUUCAAAUUCCUGAAGAAGGACCGAGACACGGGUGGUACCGGCUCCGAGGAGCGCAACUUUAGAACCAAAGUGCAGGAAAGUCACACCCGCAUCGGGAUUUGGGAUUAGUGUCGUGGUCUUGAAUAUUCAUUUUGAAUCUUCUCCGUGAAUGCAUCCAUUCUACUACUAUUCGACCGUUUCU
This is a messenger RNA of Aspergillus alliaceus, 1610 nucleotides long. RefSeq lists its product as uncharacterized. The transcript is spliced from 2 exons. The record is from RefSeq and is a predicted model, not a curated record. The coding region runs from base 332 to 1537 and encodes 401 amino acids. NCBI's taxonomy places the organism in Eukaryota, Fungi, Ascomycota, Eurotiomycetes, Eurotiales, Aspergillaceae.